Messenger RNA from Parnassius apollo (apollo), 2892 nucleotides. NCBI's taxonomy places the organism in Eukaryota, Metazoa, Arthropoda, Insecta, Lepidoptera, Papilionidae. The record is from the annotation of a GenBank genome assembly.
AUGGGGAUAAGUAGGAUGGGAAAUAGAAAAAGAGGCCAGAAGAAGCCAUCUAAGAAAAAAGUAAUUGAAGUGGGUUGCAAAGAAAAAUGUGAAGCUGGACCAAGUGGGAUAUCAAGGAAAACUCAUUCCGUGGAAAAAUCACGCCAAAUUAGUAAUAAUGCUUCCAUGAAGUUGUUUCAAUAUGAUUCUUCAUCAAGGCCAUCUACACCAGACCCAUUUAGUGAUGAUGGAGAGUAUGGUUCCGAUAACGACUAUGAUCCAGGAUAUGAUGAUAAUACAGACAGCACUAGCACUGUUAGUGAUCACACAAAGCAACGUGAAAAGAAACAACUAAAGAAACGUUCCAAGGACAACGCAACGAGGUCACAUGGUAAACGCAACUCUGAAAGCAGUGUAAGUAGCAGCUCUGAUUCUGGCGAUCGAACCGAAGGCUUUAGCGAGUGCACGGAUGUAUGUGAUAGCGAUAACAACGAGGAUGAUACAAAUUCGAUAUCGGCAGAAUCUAGUGAUGAGAGUAUUUUUGACAGUAGAAAGAGAAAAAAGAAGGGGCAGAGUUCCUCUUUAGGAUCAAGAUACAAAAAACCUAAGAUCGCCAGUGCAGAUCAGAGUACCGACACUAUGUCGUUAGAUUCUGAGGCAUUGCUAAAUAAUAUAGAAAAUCUUGAAAGCUCUUCAGUGCAACUCGAUCCUGCAGUAUUAGAAAAUAUCUCAAUUUAUUCACAUAUCGAAGGAAGUCACUCCCAUACUAAUCCACAAAUUCAAGGUGCUGAAGACGACCAUGCUGCUGCAGCUGCUGAGGUUAAUCCCGCGCCUGCCAACCUACGUGCACUGGAACUAGACGCAUCUGCGCAGCGCCACUCUCCUGGUUCUCCUGCACUGGAUCCAGCAGCUGCUGAGGGAAAUCCCGCGCAUGACAACCUACCUGCCUUGGACCUGGAUGUAGCUGCGCAGCACCGCUCUCCUAGCUCUCCUGCACUGGAUCGGGAGGCUGUUGAGGGAAAUCCCGCGCCUAUCAACGUAUCUGCCCUGUACCUGGAUGCAGCUGCACAGCGCCGCUAUCCUGGCUCUCCUGCACCGGAUUCAGCAGCUGCUGAGAGAAAUCCCGCGCCUGACAACCUACCUGCGCUGCACCUAGACGCAGCUGCGCAGCGCCACUCUCCUGGUUCUCCUGCACCGGAUCCAGCAGCUGCUGAGGGAAAUCCCGCGCAUGACAACCUACCUGCAUUGGACCUAGAUGCAGCUGCGCAGCAGCGCUCUCCUAGCUCUCCUGCACUGAAUCGGGAGGCUGUUGAGGGAAAUCCCGCGCCUGUCAAAUUAUCUGCCCUGUACCUGGACGCAACUGCGCAGCGCUGCUCUCUUGGCUCUCCUGCAUCGGAUCCAGCAGCUGCUGAAAGAAAUCCCGCGCCUGCCAACUUAUCGGCCCUGGAUCUGGACGCAGUUGAGCAGCGCCGCACUCCUGGCUCUCCUGUAUCGGAUCCAACGGCUGCUGAGGAAAAUCCCACGCCUUCCAACCUACCUGCUCUGGACCUGGACGCAGCUACGCAGUGCCGCUCUCCUAGCUCGUCUGCAGCAGAUCGGGAGGCUGCUGAGGAAAUUCCCGCGCCAGCCAACCUUCCUACCCUGGACUGGGACGCAACUACGCAGUGCCGCUCACCUAGCUCUUCUGCACCACCAGAACUAAACGCUACUGUAAGAUAUCCAACUCCGGCCAGCACACUUGCACUGGAGGUAGUUGCAGAGCGUGGCUUGUCCGCCUCUCCUGUGCCGGAACGAGAUGCUGCCGAAACGAGUUCUGCGCCUACCAGUCCAUCUGCUUUGGAUCGGGAAGCAUUUGUACAACGCAACCCUUCUAUCUGUCAUGUGCUGGACCCAGAGGCCGCCGAAAGAAACUCCGUGCCUGACACACUCCCCGAGAUAAGUCCAGCGACCAAUUGCAGACCAAGCACUCCUCCACUGAUAAAUUAUGAUUGGGAACACACGAACACAGACAUACCUUCGUUCGAGUUUGAUGAAAGUUCAGCACGUGUCCAGUUUGAAGUCAACCCAGCUAUGACAGUUAUGGAAAUAUUUGAUAAAAUUCUUAAUCCUAAUAUUGUAGACUAUAUUGUAACAUAUUUAGAUUCAAAAGGAAAAGAUAAAAUUGAAAAAUUUAUUAAUGCUAUUACCAAGAGCUUCAUGGAGUGCUAUAAGCCAUACAAACAGUUAAGUUUGGAUGAAUCUUUGCUUUUAUUUAGAGGCCGCCUUGCCUUCAGACAAUAUAUAAAGAGCAAAAAAGUACGUUACGGAAUCAAAUUCUUCGAGUUGACAACUUCUGAUGGCUAUGUUUUAAAUAUAAUGAUGUACUCCGGAAAAGACACAACUGCUCGAACUGGCAAUAAAUCUGAAAAGAUCGUCCUUCGUCUCAUGAGGCCAUAUUUGCUGAAGGGACAUCAAUUAUACAUGGAUAAUUAUUACAAUUCCGUAACACUUUCGCAAAAGCUAGUUGACUUAAAAACUCACACCACAGGUACCUUACGUUCAAACAGAAAAGAUAAUCCCAAAGACAUCAUUAAGAAAAAACUCAAGAAGAAUCAACAUGUGUGGGUACGAAAAAAUAAGGUCUAUGUUUCAAAAUGGGUUGACAAGCGACCAGUUCUUAUGGUAACAACUUCAGUUCAUCCUCGGCUUAUAGAAAUACAAAACAGAUUUCAACAAAGAAAAAUUAAACCCGCAGAAGUGGCAGAAUACAAUCAACACAUGUCCGGAGUUGAUAGAGCAGAUCAAAUGAUCUCAUAUUACUCCUCACCAAGGAAAUCAAUCCGGUGGUAUAAAAAAGUGAUGUUCCACUUGUUGGAUGUCGCAGUUUGGAACUCAUUUUUUAUUUUGAAAAAAAUACUGCCAAGCCAAUUGUGA